AUGUUCGACGUGGUGUGCACUACUGUGAACGGUGGAAUUCCCGUAUUUUACCGAAAAAUUAGUAAAAUGGAUUCAGUACCAUUUACUACAUUUUCAACAUUGAAUGCUGUUAUAACAUUUGCAGAUGUACAAAAUGUCCAAUUUAAAACUAUUCAUACAGAUAAACAUUCUUUUAUUUGGCAUGCCAUUGGUGAUAGUCUAAUUAUGGCAGGCAUUGGUGAUUUGAACGAUUCUACAAUAAAAACUGGAUUGGAACUGAUAUCAACUUUAAUAAAAAUGAUUAUUGGAGAUGAAAACAUAUAUAAUAAAAAUGCAGAUAGAAUAAAACGGGAAAUAAAACCUUGUUUACCUAUUAUUGAUUAUAUAUUGAGGAGCCUAACAUCAGUAACAAUAGAAGCACAUCUAAUAAAUGUAAUUGAAACACAGUCAAUGAAGGAUAAUAAAUCAAUAAAUAACUGUUUAUACAAUUGGUCGGAAACAAUCUGUAGUGAUCUUUGUUGGGUUGUUGUGGAUAAGAAAUUGAGUGCAGCAACAAAGGACUGGUGGGAUUUACAUAUUAGUGACAGAAAAUUAUUAACAACAAUUAUUUUAGCUAAUUGUUAUGACCAAAUUACAUCAGCUGAUAUUCCAAUUUUCUUGCCUCAUUCAAGUACUAAGGUUCUUUUAAGACUAGUAUGUUGCAUGAUUGUACAGGGUGUUUGGACAGCAGCUAUUUGUGGACCUACACCAAAUCUAGAUGAUAUUGAAAUUAGUGCUGCCAAAAGUUUUAGAACAGUUAUCAAUUACUUUCGACCUAAUUAUGCUAAAUUUGAAUUAACUUCUGGAUAUAUCAUAGUGAACACAAAUUUGUUCAAAUUUAUGCAAAAUUAUUAUUCAAAUACUGAUGUGCAAAGUGGACUAGUAAAGUUUUACAAUAAAAUUGCAUCACGUCUUAUGAACGAUGAUGUUAAUGGAAGUGAAGUCUCAUGUAUGGGGAAAAUUCAUAACUAUUAUGCUAUAAAAUCAAAUGGUAUCAUAUUAUGUUUAGCAUAUCCAAGUAAACAUAAUAUGGUAACAAUCAGAUACUAUGCGAAGCAAACAUUUCAGUUACUUUUAUCUGAUAUCAACUCUUAA
Messenger RNA from Macrosiphum euphorbiae (potato aphid), 1113 nucleotides. The record is from the annotation of a GenBank genome assembly. NCBI's taxonomy places the organism in Eukaryota, Metazoa, Arthropoda, Insecta, Hemiptera, Aphididae.